This is a messenger RNA of Lutra lutra (Eurasian river otter), 7917 nucleotides long. It is a transcript of the gene KIF26B, whose product is annotated as kinesin family member 26B. NCBI's taxonomy places the organism in Eukaryota, Metazoa, Chordata, Mammalia, Carnivora, Mustelidae. Bases 929 to 7234 code for a protein of 2101 amino acids. The record is from RefSeq and is a predicted model, not a curated record. Gene Ontology annotation, biological process: microtubule-based movement. The transcript is spliced from 15 exons. Gene Ontology annotation, molecular function: microtubule motor activity; microtubule binding; ATP binding.
GAAAGAACUUGGGGGCGGGGAGGCUCGGGCGCAUUUCUGUCCAGCCCUCUCGCUCGGCGCUGCCCCUCCGCGCCAGGCUCGCGCAGUGGCGUCUCAUUAGGGCCCUGGCCGCGGGCCACUCUCCCGUAACUUCCCCGCAAGGGGCGAGAUUUACGACCCCCCGCCCCCAGCCUCGCCUCGCACUGUCAGGCGCGCGCGCCGCAACAUAAAAUGGAUCCCGGCCGGCGCGGCGGCGGCAGGCAGGCGGCGGGCUCCGGGGCGGCGGGGCGGCUGUUCCCGAGGCUCCGCGCUGCGCCCGGGCGCACACGCGCGCGCUAACCGCGGCGGCGCCCGGGCCACGCCGAGCCGCGUCUCCCUGCGCUCGCGGAACUGUCAGGCCGAGCGGGCCGGCGGAUAUUGGCUCCGCGACGCGCCGAGGCUCCUCCCCGAGCCUGGAUCCUUAUAUUUUGGGAGAAUUUCUUUGAACUCAGUUACCGAGCUCCGUGAAGGAGGCAAGUUCCCACCGCCGGCUCGCCGGCGGGAGGCGAGGCGCGGCGAGGGCUCGCCCACCUUCCCCGGCAGCUGCGUGUGCCUGGCGGCCCGCCUCGCUUCCCUCGUGGAGGAAAACGGAGCCACCUGGCCGAGGAGAAUGCCAAUUAUCUGGAUGUGACCGUGCAAAGAGAGCGUGUGGCUGGAGGAGGCAGAAGAGGAUGAGGAAAAGCAUUAUUUGAAGAGAAGAAUAAACCACCCACUCCAACCCGUUCUGCAAAUUUAGUGCUAUUACUUCUGGGCUCCAUUCUCUUUGAUUCUCUCCCGCUCCCCAAUUAAGAAACCUUGACUUGAGGGCCAAGAGGCAGCCCUCGACAACGGGGGGACCCUUCUGGGUUGGAAGACCUUUUGGAUGUAGCGUUGGUGGAACGUUUAGACACUCUGCUCUGCAAGAGCCACCAUGAAUUCGGUAGCCGGGAAUAAAGAGAGGCUGGCGGUCUCCAGCAGGGGGAAGAAAUACGGGGUGAAUGAAGUCUGCUCGCCCACCAAGCCCGCGGCGCCCUUCUCCCCCGAGAGCUGGUACCGGAAAGCGUACGAGGAGUCGCGCGCCGGCAGCCGGCCCACCCCCGAGGGCGCGGGUUCUGCGCUCGGCUCGUCGGGGACCCCGUCCCCCGGCUCGGGCACAUCGUCCCCGAGCUCCUUCACCGGCUCCCCGGGCCCCGCCUCCCCGGGCAUCGGCACCAGCUCGCCGGGCUCCCUGGGCGGCUCGCCGGGCUUCGGCACCGGCUCCCCGGGCUCGGGCAGCGGCGGCGGCUCCUCCCCCGGCUCGGACCGCGGCGUCUGGUGCGAGAACUGCAACGCCCGCCUGGUGGAGCUGAAGAGGCAGGCGCUGAAGCUGAUCCUCCCGGGGCCCUUCCCCGGCAAGGACCCUGCUUUCUCGGCUGUGAUUCACGACAAGCUCCAAGUCCCCAACACCAUCCGGAAGGCGUGGAAUGACAAGGACAAUCGCUGUGACGUUUGUGCCACGCACCUGAACCAGUUGAAGCAGGAGGCCAUCCAGAUGGUGCUGACCUUGGAGCAGGCAACGGGCAGCGAGCAUUAUGAUGGCUCCCCUGGCUCGCCCCCGCCGCUCUCCAACAUGCCCACCCUGGUGGGGCCCCGGCACAUGAGUGGGCUCCAGCAGCCCAGAGAGUGGGCCUUUGUGCCUGCCCCCUAUGCCUCCUCCAACUACACAGCCUUUGUCAACAACAAGCAUAGCAGCAAACCCAACAGCCUCGGUGUCAGCAAUGGGGCCGAGAAGAAGAGUGGGUCCCCAACCCACCAGGCCAAGGUCAGCCUCCAGAUGGCCACCAGUCCCAGCAAUGGGAACAUCCUCAACUCAGUGGCCAUUCAGGCUCACCAGUACCUGGAUGGCACCUGGUCCCUGUCGAGGACCAACGGGGUCACCCUGUACCCAUACCAGAUCUCCCAGCUGAUGACGGAGACGGGCCGGGAGGGGCUGACCGAGGCGGCGUUGAAUCGCUCCAACACGGACAAGCCCUCGGCCUGCGGCGCCCCGGCCUCCCAGGGCUCCUGCGCGGCCAGCGAGACUUCCACAGGCCCCUCAGUGGCCGCUUCCUUCUUCGCCAGAGCGGCCCAGAAGCUAAACCUGUCUUCUAAAAAGAAGAAACAUCGACCUUCCCCCUCGUCCGUGGCCGAGCCCCCUCUCUUCGCCACCAGCUUCAGCGGCAUUCUGCAGACCUGCCCUCCCCCGGCCCCGCCCUGCCUGCUGAGGGCCGUCAACAAGGUGAAGGACACGCCAGGCCUGGGCAAGGUGAAAGUCAUGCUCCGCAUCGGCCCCACCCUGGCUCGCGAUUCCUCGGAAUCCAGCUCCUUCUUAAAGGUGGACCCACGGAAGAAGCAGAUCACCCUGUACGACCCCCUGACGUGUGGAGGUCAGAACGUCUUCCAAAAGAGAAGCAACCAGGUUCCUCCUAAGAUGUUCGCCUUUGAUGCUGUUUUUCCACAAGAUGCUUCUCAGGCUGAAGUAUGUGCUGGAACCGUGGCAGAGGUGAUCCAGUCUGUGGUCAACGGGGCGGACGGCUGCGUGUUCUGUUUCGGCCACGCCAAGCUGGGGAAAUCCUACACCAUGAUCGGAAAGGACGAUUCCAUGCAGAACCUCGGCAUCAUCCCCUGUGCCAUCUCUUGGCUCUUCAAGCUCAUCAAUGAGCGCAAGGAGAAGACGGGGGCCCGGUUCUCGGUGCGGAUCUCAGCCGUGGAGGUGUGGGGCAAGGAAGAGAACCUGCGGGACCUGCUGGCCGAGGUGGCCACGGGCAGCCUGCAGGACGGCCAGUCCCCGGGAGUGUACCUGUGCGAGGACCCCAUCUGCGGCACGCAGCUGCAGAACCAGAGCGAGCUGCGGGCGCCCACGGCCGAGAAGGCCGCCUUCUUCCUGGACGCUGCCAUCGCCUCGCGCCGGGGCAGCCAGCAGGACUGUGACGAGGACGACCACCGCAACUCACACAUGCUAUUCACCCUGCACAUCUACCAGUACCGCAUGGAGAAGAGCGGGAAAGGGGGAAUGUCUGGAGGCCGCAGCCGUCUGCACCUCAUCGACCUUGGCAGCUGUGUGAAAGCUCUUAGCAAAAACCGGGAAGGAGGCUCAGGGCUCUGCCUCUCACUGUCCGCUCUGGGCAACGUCAUCCUGGCUCUUGUCAACGGCAGCAAACACAUCCCCUACAAGGACAGCAAGCUCACCAUGCUGCUGCGCGAGUCCCUGGGGAACGUGAACUGCCGCACCACCAUGAUCGCCCACAUCUCGGCCGCCGCUGGCAGCUACGCCGAAACCCUGUCCACCAUCCAGAUUGCCUCCAGGGUCUUGAGGAUGAAGAAGAAGAAAACGAAGUACACGUCGAGCUCCUCUGGCGGCGAGAGCUCCUGCGAAGAGGGCCGGAUGCGCAGGCCCACCCAGCUGCGGCCCUUCCAGGCCAGGGCCGCGGUGGACCCGGACUUCCCUGUCCCUCAGCUGCCCAGCGAGCCGGACUACUCCUCCAGCAGCGAGCAGUCCUGCGACACGGUCAUCUACAUCGGGCCCAAUGGCACGGCCCUCUCAGACAAGGAGCUCACAGACAACGAGGGCCCCCCCGACUUCGUCCCCAUCGUGCCGGCCCUACAGAAGGCCCGGGGGGACAGCCGGCCUGCGGAGGCCAGCGGGGCCGCGGGCAGCAAGUCAGAAAGGGACUGCCUGAAGUGCAACACGUUCGCGGAGCUGCAGGAGAGGCUGGGCUGCAUCGACGGCAGCGAAGAGCCCAGUCAGUUCCCUUUCGAAGAGCUGCCCGUGCAGUUCGGGGCAGAGCAGGCCAGCAAGGGGCCCCCAUUGAGCCAGGCGGCCGGGGCGGACCUGCUCUGUGAGUCUGAUAAGGAAGAUAAUGGGUCUGAUGGCCCAUGCACCGACCGAGAAGGCCCCAACCCUCCCGCCUCCAAGAUGCAGAGAAAGCAUUCGCCUGGCCCAGCGCCCGGUCCCGCGCUGCCCGGAAGCCCCACCCCGGCCUCGCCCAGGAGCAUCUCCGGCAGCCGCACGUCCAGCCCACAGAGCAGCCGAGAGAGCCUGAGCUCCUGCAGCUUCGUGGAAGGCAAGCCCAGGCCCAUGGGCUCCCCGCGGCUGGGUGUCGCCAGCCUGUCCAAGACCUCCGAGUACAAGCCGGCCAGCUCUCCCUCCCAGAGGUGCAAGGUCUACACCCAGAAGGGCGUCCUGCCGGCUCCCGCGCCCCUGCCUCCGCCGAGCAAGGAUCCCGGCCCGGUCUCCAGCGAGUCCCUGCUGCUGCCCGAGGUGCGCACCCCCCCGGUCGGAAUGAGCCCCCAGGUUUUGAAGAAGUCCAUGUCCGCCGGGAGCGAGGGGUUCCCCGAGAGCCCUGGCGAGGAUGAGCCUCCAGCCGCCACGUCUCCAGAUUCUAAGAAGGAGAUCCUGAGCACCACGAUGGUGACGGUGCAGCAGCCGCUGGAGCUGAACGGCGAGGACGAGCUGGUGUUCACGCUGGUGGAGGAGCUGACCAUCAGCGGCGUCCUGGACGGCGGCCGCCCCACCAGCAUCAUCAGCUUCAACAGCGACUGCUCCGUGCAGGCCCUGGCCUCGGGCUCCCGGCCCGUCAGCAUCAUCGGCAGCAUCAGCGAGGACCUGGAGUGCUACUCCGGCGCGGCGCCCGUCUCCGAGGUCAGCAUCACGCAGUUCCUGCCUCUCCCGAAGCGGACCCUGGACGAGAAGGCGGGCCAGGCCGGGAGCCGACGUUCGUCCAUCAGCUCCUGGCUGAGCGAGAUGAGCGACGGCGAGCAGUCCUGCCACAGCUUCGUCGCCCAGACCUGCUUUGGGCCCGGGGAGGCCAUGGCAGAGCCCCCGGCCUCGGAGCUCGUCGGCAGCCUCCAAAACGGCACCGCGGUGUGCCGGGAGAAGCCCAAGGUGGGGCCCGACAAUUUGCUCAUCUUGUCCGACACGGGCGAGGACGCUUUCAGCAAGGCGGCCCCCAUCAAGGGCUGCAAGGGCUCCACGCUGGGCAAGGCCACGGUCACCAUCUCCAACACCGCAAAUCUGGGCGGCUGCGAGGGCUACAUCCCCAUGAAGACCAACAUUACAGUCUAUCCCUGCAUCGCCGUGAGCCCCCGGCCCGCCCAAGAGCCCGAGGCGCCCAUCGCCCCCGUGCUCAGCUCGGCGCCGGGAGCCGUGCAGGCCCCGGAGAGCAGGGAGACCGGCGCAAAGGUGGAGAUGAAAUUUGAGGACCCUUGGCUAAAACGGGAAGAGGAGGUCAAAAAAGAGAGUGCCUAUCCCAGCGAAGAGGGGACCGGGGGUGAGGCUGCCCCAGGCCCCCCGAAGCCUGAGGCUGGGGCAGAACAGGACAGGAAGGCCAGCCCCGGGGACAGGCUGAGUAGCAGUAGCGGGGAAGUGUCUGCCUCGCCCGGGAGCGACAACUUGAGGAGGGUUGUGGAUGGCUGUGAGACGGCCCUGCCUGGCGGGGCCGCCCAGAGCCCAGUGCACCCCAACAGGAGCCUGAAGUCCAGCAGCCUGCCCCGGGCUUUCCAGAAGGCCAGCAGACAGGAGGACCUGGGCAGCCUGUUCUACCACUGCGCUGCGGAGACCAACGGGCUGGGCGUGCCCCGGUGCAAGGCAACCCUGGAGAGGAAGGUGGCGUCGCCCAAGCAUGGUGUCCUGGCUCGGCCCAAAGGGACACCCCCUCUGCCGCCGGUCCGCAAGUCCAGCCUGGACCAGAAGAACCGGGCCAGCCCGCAGCACAGCGCCUGCAGCAGUGGCACCAGCAGCCCCUUGCACCCCCCGGCGCCCUUCCUGGCUCCCUUUGCGGACGAGGCCGGCGGCAAGGUGAAGGAGGCCAGCAGCAGCAGCAGGCUCUUCAGUGCCAAGCUGGAGCAGCUGGCCAGCAGGACCAACUCCCUGGGCCGGGCCACGGUCAGCCACUACGAGUGCCUGUCGCUGGAGAGGGCGGAGAGCCUGUGCGCGGGCAGCUGGCGGUCGCACGCGGGCAAGGACAGCACAAUGCCCCGCACAGGCAGGAGCCCAGGCCGCGCUGCCGCUGCCCCUGGGGCCUCGCCCGCCGCGCCGGGGCCCGCACCGCCCCCCGCUGCUUCCUCGGCCUCCGCCGCCGGUGCCGCGUCGCCCAAGGCCGGCCCGUGCAAGAUCUCGGCGGUGAGCAAGCUCCUGCUGGCCAGCCCCAAGGCACGCAGCCUGGCCACCGCCACCACCAAGACGCUCAGCUUCUCCACCAAGUCGCUGCCGCAGUCGGUGGGCCAGAGCCCGGGCCUGGCGGCCAGCGCCAAGCCCACUUCCUGGUCCACGCAGUCCCUGAGCCGCAGCCGGGGCGCGGGGCCCACCUGCAAGCCCCCGCCGCGCGCCGUUAACGGGCGCAUCUCCGAGCUGCUGCAGGGCGGCGCGGGCGCGCGGGGCGCCGAGGGGCGCGCGGGGGCGCCGGGUGAGGAGCGGCCCGCCGCGCCCCCGCUGCCCUCGCCCUACAGCAAGGUCACGCCGCCCCGCCGGCCGCACCGCUGCAGCAGCGGCCACGGCAGCGACAACAGCAGCGUGCUGAGCGGGGAGCUGCCGCCCGCCAUGGGCAAGACCGCCCUGUUCUACCACAGCGGCGGCAGCAGCGGCUACGAGAGCGUGCUGCGUGACAGCGAGGCCACCGGCAGCGCCUCGUCGGCGCAUGACUCCACGAGCGACAACAGCAGCUCCGUGGGCAGCCGCUGCCGCAGCCUCAAAGCCCCGAAGAAGCGCUCCAACUCAGGUUCUCAGAGACGGAGGCUCAUCCCAGCACUGUCCCUCGACACCCCGUCCCCUGCAAGAAAACCCGCUAGCAGCAGCGGGGUACGCUGGGUGGAUGGCCCCCUGCGCAGCACCCAGAGGGGCCUCGGGGAACCUUUUGAGAUCAAAGUCUAUGAAAUCGACGACGUGGAGCGGCUGCAGCGGCGACGCGGGGGUGGCAGCAAGGAGGUCACGGGCUUCAACGCGAAACUGAAGAUUCUGGAACAUCGCCAGCAGAGAAUCGCGGAGGUCCGGGCCAAGUACGAGUGGCUGAUGAAGGAGCUGGAGGUCACCAAGCAGUACUUGAUGCUGGACCCCAGCAAGUGGCUCAGCGAGUUUGACCUGGAGCAGGUUCUGGAACUCGAUUCCCUGGAGUACCUGGAGGCGCUGGAGUGCGUGACCGAGCGCCUGGAGAGCCGGGUCAACUUCUGCAAGGCCCACCUCAUGAUGAUCACCUGCUUCGACAUCACCUCCCGGCGCCGAUGAGGACCCGGCCCGGCCUGCCAGCCCCUCCCCUCACUGCCCGGGGAACCCCCCCCCCCACCCCCGCCCACCCCCCGCCCCAGCCAGCCCCUCGGCAGGCCCUCGGUGCCCGCGGCUCGGAGACAGCGGAAGGAGGACGAAGGUUGGUGCAAGUCUGCAGCGAGCGCUGAGCGGAAGGCAGUUUUCUUUUGUUUUCUGUAGGAAAGGUGCAAACACCACACGUGUGGGAGGAGGAAAUGUUGGGAAGCCCAAGGGACGUGGAAGCCCCAUGAGACUGAAAAAGCACUUUGAGGAACUUGCGAGAACUUGUUGAUACGUAAGAACUACUGGCAAGGGACCCCUCUCUUCUCCGGCUUGGCGAGGAGGGCGAGGGCACGUGCAGGACUGCCGUCGGAAGCGGACACACAACAACAGAUGACCCAGAGCGACUGAUUAAGUGCCUUGCAAAUCUUUAUUAUCCACAGUUUAUGUUGAGACUUUGUGUACAGAUGGUGCUAGUCCAGAGGAAACUACCACCGCCGCCGCCACCACGAAAAAGAAAAUCAAAUGCAUUUUUGAAAUGUAUUUACAGCUCGUUUUCUCUUGGUGUUUUAUCCUAUUUCUGACUUGCUGUUUCUAAAUAAGUAGUGUUUGUAGCUCUAUCCCCUAAUCAGUAUUGCCUCUGAAUAAAUGUUCACUGUCCUUUA